Messenger RNA from Hypomesus transpacificus, 2179 nucleotides. Its product is annotated as hydroxycarboxylic acid receptor 2-like. Gene Ontology annotation, molecular function: G protein-coupled receptor activity. Gene Ontology annotation, cellular component: membrane. Gene Ontology annotation, biological process: G protein-coupled receptor signaling pathway. The record is from RefSeq and is a predicted model, not a curated record. NCBI's taxonomy places the organism in Eukaryota, Metazoa, Chordata, Actinopteri, Osmeriformes, Osmeridae. Bases 347 to 1360 code for a protein of 337 amino acids. The transcript has 2 exons.
UUGCCAAGUAUUCCAGAAUUGACUAACAUGCUGCUUCCUUUGAUGGCGUCACUCUCACCCCGCCUGCCCUAAAAAGAAGAAGCCAGGCUUUAAACUUACUGUUGUAAGACACUCUGCCCAUAGCCAACAUUGAAGCCCGAAGAGAGUGGACACAAACUAGUAGACAGCAUUGGCAAAGGUCUCUUGACAUCUUGAGACACUUAUUAGAAAAGGUCACCUUUAUUAGAGCAAUCUUCACAUUAAAGUAAGCACAUCAACUCAAAUGGCAUCAUAAAAAGGAGGAGGUGAACAGCGCAAGAGAAAGCAUUCAUUCUCUGAAAGCCGGAGGAUAGAAGUCCAUCGUACAAUGGCUGCAAUGGCUACAAUGGCUGCUGUGACUGCAGUGAUAAAUAAGUCUACAGGAGCAGACAACAGAUCCUGCAUUACCCCCCAGAACUUGGUGGUGAAGGUUCUGCCUCCAGUUCUGAUCAUAGAAAUGCUAGUGGGCCUGCCUGGCAAUCUGAUAGCUUUGUGGAUCUUCAGUUGCCGUCUGAAGGUCUGGAGGCCCAAUACACUGUUCCUGUUCAACCUGGUCCUGGCAGACUUCCUGCUUCUCAUCAGUGUGCCUUUCCGCAUCGACAACCUUUUCCGUGGGGAAAACUGGGUCUUUGGUGACACCUGGUGUCGCGUCAACCUCUUCAUGCUAGCAGUCAACCGCUCAGGUAGCAUCGCCUUCAUGACGGCCGUAGCGAUGGAUCGCUACUUUAAGGUGGUUCACCCACACCACCGCAUCAACCAUAUGACAUCCACUCAGGCAAAGUGGGUGGCGGUGGGGAUCUGGAUAGUUGUGAUCUCCCUCAGAAUCCCACUGCUGGCCACUAACCUACUCCAGAAGCACAAAGACAAGUUCCUGUGUCGGAGCUUCAACCACUACAAGGUCAUUCCUCCAGCAAUCAUCCUGCACUACGUGGUGUUCAUCGGGGAGUUCUUCUUCCCCUUGCUGCUCCUGCUUUUCUGCUCGGCCAGGAUUUCCUGCAUCCUCCGCCAACGGCAGAUGGACCGGGAGCAGAAGGUGCGAAGGGCUGUGCGUGUGGUUCUCGUGAUAGUACUCGUAUUUGUCACCUGCUUCAUGCCGGGAAUCGCCACGGGACUGGCGGGGAUGGCUUUAAAGGCGGUCGGUGCUGACUGUGCGUCCAACCAUUUGGCUGCUCAGCUUUUUAGCCUGUCUAUUGGGUUCACCUACAUGAACAGUGCCCUGGACCCUAUCAUUUACUGCUUCUCAAGCUCCAUGUUCCGCAACAGCCUGAAGAGCUCCAUCAACCGCCUGGGCCUGGUGGAUAUGAGGCUGAGCCGAAGAGGCAGCAUGACCAGCGAUGGGUGAGGGGAAUGUAGGAGCAGAGACAACAGAGAGGGAAUCCAUCUGAUUGGGACUAACUAGGAGAGCAGGCGUUGUGCCAACUGUGCAACCGCACAGGGCCUCACGCCACUGGGGGCCUUGGGCCUGCCUGGUUUGAAAUUUUUUCUUUUCUACUUUCAAUGUUUUUUUAUUCCUGUUCUUGACUCGAUGUGCUCUAAAAUGAAAUUCAAUCUUAUACAUUUUUUCAUUCAUGAUUUACGUUAGUCCACAGGGCGUUACUGUGAGAGUCCCUGUGAGAGUGUGAGGUGGAAGAAGGAGAUGGUCACGGUGUAUGUCAAUAAGCAGGGCCUCGCAUGUUAAGUUCGCACAAGGCCUCGUAUCCCCCUUGCGUUGGCUCUGUGUAUAUGGAUGGGACUGCGCUAUGACAAAUGUUUUUUUUUGCUUAAACGUGACAAGGUAUGUGUCGCUGCAGCUGUGUUUUGAAGCCUUUUGUUGUUUUAUGGAAUACCACAUUAUCAAGUUCAAGUCUUUUAUUGUCAGAUACACAGAUUAAUACAGGGUUAGAAUGGGCACUGAAAUUCUUUGUUAUUAUGAAAUACCAGAGAAUCCUGGUAUCGAAAGGUUUUAUUUCAUUGAAAUGAAUCCACAUUCAUUUCAGAAAGAAGAUAUAAUAUCUAUAAAUGUGUCUUUAUUCACAGUUUUAUACUUUUCUUGAUAUUAUGAUCAUAUAACUAUUUUCUUUUUUUCAUGGAUUAAGAAAUAUCUGUAAUAGUUUAAGUGCUUGAGAUUGUGUUUUUAAAAUACACGUUAAUGUAAAUAUAAAUGAAUAAAACACACACCAUA